Molecule: messenger RNA, 547 nt
Organism: Ilyonectria robusta
Lineage: Eukaryota; Fungi; Ascomycota; Sordariomycetes; Hypocreales; Nectriaceae
Exons: 2
Coding region: 188-445 (85 amino acids)
Biological process (GO): mitochondrial respiratory chain complex IV assembly
Cellular component (GO): mitochondrion
Source: RefSeq, a predicted model, not a curated record
GUCGCUUCACUUUGUCUCUGAAACCUCGAGAAGCUCCAUAACCGCGGAUUCUCCCGCCUCCCAAUCGCCUCCACACACCCUCCCUGCGACUCAAUUCAACUCUACAUCCAUCGUGUUACCCGAAUUCAUUCACACCGCGCCAACCGCAUCCUCCCCUAGGUGCCCGCUGUCGAAUCCGAACCGAACCAUGUCUCGUGCCUCCAAGCUCACCCUAGCGGCCACGUCCCUGUUCGCCGCCAGCACCGUCAUCCUCGUCCAUUACCAGCAAAAGUUUGAGAAAGAGGCUAUGCAUGAAGGUGUCGUCCGCGACAUGGAGCAACAACGUGUCAAGCGGGAGCGACAACUCGACUUCGACAUGCAAAAAGCCAUUGAGGAGGAAUACAAACGCGACCAGUCCGUCCACGAUUCGAUAGCUGCAGCAGACAAAGCAACCCCAAACAGAUGACCUUGAUCUCGGGUGGCACUCCCGGAUGGCCAUCAGAAACCGAUCCAACGUGUAUAAGAUGUAAAACAAAAAGAUACCGCUCCACCACUUGCGACUAUGAGU